AUGGAUUUAUUGCCUGUUGUUUGCGCUACUCCGCUGAGCGAAGAGGUUCUGAAUCGCUUCAUCGAACAUAACGACGAUGAAUUGGAGGUCUGGAACCUUGUCUUCGUGGAUAGUCUCGACGUGUGCUACACAGAGCCAUCACUGGCACCGGUCAAGGGUCCCAGUAACCCGAAUUCACCAUUCAUCGGCAAGACGCCUCAGGAAUGUAGCCGCAUGCUUGUCGAGCUUUGCGACGAAACUGCGUCGAACACUAUUUGGCUCCAUUUUGCCAUCAUGGAUGAGAGAUCGACACAAGAUGAUACCGUCUUGCUCGUCACUUCUGAGUACAAUGGCAUUCCUCUGUCGUCUGUCCGCGCUACAUUUGGAGCUUCAGCUCUUGCAUUGAAUUGUUAUUUGACAGGCCAUAGCGAUCCUGAGGAGCAUGCGUGGUAUGCUGAGGCUACGGACAAUGUCUACUGCGGACCAGACAUCUCAAUAAUGAAUCGAUUCCUUGAGGAAAGCGGUAUUGCCGACAAUGAAAGCUUUCCUNUUGCGUUUGUAGACAGUAUCGACGACUAUUACGAUGGACCAUCAGAAGCACCAAUCGACGCCCCUACCAACCCAGACUCGCCCUUCAUCAACAAGACACCCGAGGAGUGCAGCCAAUUACUCCUAAAGCUCUGCGAAGAUACCGAAUCUGAGAUCAUACCUUACUAUUUCAUCAUCAUGGAUGAGAGAUCAAAACAGGACGAUACAGUGUUGCUCGUUUCUGCAGACUCGGACUACCCUGUAGAAACUGUUCGCGCGACUUUCGAGGUGUCCGCCGACGAAGUAAUAUUGUAUCUGACAGGACAUAGUAGCGCCGGAGAAGACGCAGAACGAGCUUUGCAAGAGCCUGACAAUGUCUUUCGCGGGCGAGCGUAUGGUGAAUAA
This is a messenger RNA of Aureobasidium musti, 912 nucleotides long. The record is from the annotation of a GenBank genome assembly. Lineage: Eukaryota; Fungi; Ascomycota; Dothideomycetes; Dothideales; Saccotheciaceae.